Molecule: messenger RNA, 809 nt
Organism: Stereum hirsutum FP-91666 SS1
Lineage: Eukaryota; Fungi; Basidiomycota; Agaricomycetes; Russulales; Stereaceae
Exons: 3
Source: RefSeq, a predicted model, not a curated record
CUCUCGAUAUACCCGCGCACUUUCGACGAUGCCAUACGUACAAUACUUUGAAGCUUUGCGCCUGGCUUCCAUACUCUGCCGUCUUGCAAAAUUUGAACUGCACCCGCACCGCAGUUUCCUGCAAGCCUGCAUCCGGUCCACGUCUAUGUUCGGCCGACUCUUUUCUGUCUUAAAGUCGCACACCCGUACCGAUCAAUUUCGUCCAGAAGUGACGAGGUCAGUCCUACCCGUACUCCAGCUCGUCUCGAUAUGCCUGGGGAAGAUCGACGAGUCUGCAGGUCCAGAGGAGGGGCGAGCUAUCAUGAACACCUUCUCUCGAUCUGGGAUCUUUGAUGCGCUAGAAAAUGUACUUCUGCUGCACUCUUCUAUCACUGGCACGGUUCUACAAUAUGUGUCCUGCGUCAUCAAGGAUGUCUUGGAGACCAUAAUGUUAUUCCCAGAGGCUUACCCUUCCCUUCGUCGCCAUUUUCCUCGACCCCGUCUUCUCCGCGCAUGUCUCGAUAUAAAAUAUUCUCCAAGCCCUGCCGUCAAGAGGUUGUUCCGCGAACGACCGGAAACCGAGCAGUUAUUUUAUCCCGCAUGGUACUUUUUAACUUCUAUCGAAAGGUUGAUCCAAGUCGAUCGACAGUGCAUGCGUAGAGAUUGCCGUAGAAAGCGUGUUUAUGUGUGCAAAGCUUGUCGGACUAUGGAGUACUGUGGUGGGGACUGCCAAAUUCGGGAUUGGCAAGAGCACAAACUGGUCUGCGGAUUCAAGGAUGAUCUGAGUCAAAUAACAGGAGUGGAUCCCAUCCCUCCUCCGCCUCAACGAC